Messenger RNA from Dovyalis caffra, 618 nucleotides. Lineage: Eukaryota; Viridiplantae; Streptophyta; Magnoliopsida; Malpighiales; Salicaceae. The record is from the annotation of a GenBank genome assembly.
AUGUCAGCGCGUAGGCGUACCUUGCUCAAGGUCAUCGUUCUCGGCGACAGUGGGGUUGGCAAGACGUCGUUAAUGAAUCAAUACGUGCACAAGAAGUUCAGUCAGCAAUACAAGGCUACAAUUGGUGCCGAUUUCGUGACCAAAGAACUCCAGAUUGAUGACAGGCUUGUCACUCUGCAAAUAUGGGACACGGCUGGGCAAGAAAGAUUUCAGUCUCUUGGAGUUGCGUUUUAUAGAGGAGCAGAUUGCUGUGUUCUAGUUUAUGAUGUGAAUGUCAUGAGAUCAUUCGAUACUCUUGACAACUGGCACGAAGAGUUUCUUAAACAGGCAAGUCCAUCUGAUCCCAGGACAUUUCCGUUUAUAUUGCUUGGAAACAAGAUAGAUAUUGAUGGUGGAAAUAGCCGAGUGGUUUCUGAGAAGAAAGCUAAGGACUGGUGUGCUUCAAAAGGAAACAUACCUUACUUUGAGACGUCAGCAAAAGAAGAUUACAAUGUUGAUCCUGCAUUCCUGUCCAUUGCCAAAGCUGCUCUAGCCAAUCAGCAUGAACAGGACAUAUACUUCCAGGGUAUCCCAGAGGGAGUCGCAGAGAGUGAGCAAAGAGGUGGUUGUGCAUGCUAA